CGACUACAACAGGGUAGAAGAUUGGGCUUCGUGCACAAAUUUGUUGCUGUCGUCGAGAAACGUUAUCUCCACUACUUCACCCUUGCCUUCCUACGCUUUCUUUCCUCAUCGCCGGGCGGCGGCGGCGGCGGCCAUGUCCAUCCCCGGGAACGGCCACCUCCCGGCCUCCACCGACCUCCCUGACCACUCCUCCUCCGCCUCGGACCCCGAGGCCGACUACCGCCCCAUCUCCGCCGCCGCCACCGACUCCGACACCGACACAGAUCCCGACCCGGCGCCCCACCACCGCCUCGGCUCCAUCGGGAACGGCGUCUCCGAGCUGGAUCUCGACUCCGGCGGCGAUGACGACCACUGCGAGGGCGCGGACGGGGAGGAUACGGUGGCGGAGGAGGAGGAAGGCCUGGGGCUUGGGGAGGAGGCGGCCCGUGCGUUCUCGGAGGACGAGCGGCGCCGCCGCGCCCCGCUCCCCGCGGGCGCCGCGGCGCGGAUCGUGGACGCGAUGCGCGGCGUGGAGUUCCCCGGCGCGCCGCCUCCGUGGGCCGGCAGCGUCCCCGAGGACCAGUGGCUCGACCGCCUCCGCUCCCUCCGCGCCGGCGCCGGCCAUCCCCACUAGGAGGAGGAAUUCAUUAGCUGCUUGCUGCAAAUUUCUUGUGUCUUGCUUAGAUGCAGGCUGAGAUGCUGCUGCUUCUUGGGAAAUUUGUGGACAAAUCAUUCGGGGUGACAUUUGUGUGUUCUUGUUGUUGUAUGGAGUAAGUACUUACUGCAAUCUUGAUUUUCUUACUGAACUGAAGUAUGUCAUGUUGCUUUCCUUAAUUUCACGAACUGAUUUUUUUGA
Oryza sativa Japonica Group (Japanese rice) is the source of this 835-nucleotide messenger RNA. RefSeq lists its product as uncharacterized. NCBI's taxonomy places the organism in Eukaryota, Viridiplantae, Streptophyta, Magnoliopsida, Poales, Poaceae. The record is from RefSeq and is a predicted model, not a curated record.